CGAAACUCGGCCAGUUCCCUCUACACCCUCGAACGAUGUCUUCUCGCGGCGGCGGUACCACUCUCUAUGUCAGUGGCUUCGGUCAUGGCACACGCGCACGCGAUCUUGCCUACGAAUUCGAACGAUAUGGCCGACUUGUCCGCUGCGACAUACCAGCACCACGGACCGCAUCGAGCAGACUCUUUGCCUUCGUUGAGUACGAAAAUCGCCGGGACGCUGAUGAUGCUUACUACGAGAUGCACAACAAGCGCAUCGGGCGCGAUGACCUGCUGAAGAUUGAGUGGGCACGCACACCACCAUCUGCUAGCUGGCGCUUCGACCCAGGUGCCGAUCGACCACGCGAUGGCCGUGAUGGAGGUCGCGGUGGCGGUCGCGACGACAGAGGUGGACGUGACAGGCGCGAGCGCUCUCCUCGCCGCCGCUCUGGUUCUCCGCCACGAAGCCGUCGCCACGACGACGAUCGCGAGGGAAGCACACGAGACCGCGACUAUGACCGUGGAUCUCGCCGUGAUGACCGGGACGACCGACGCCGCGAGCGCACACGUAGCCCAGAGGCAGACCGUGAUCGAGCCGACCGUGACCGAGACAUGAAGGAUCGUGACGUACGCGACGAGGAUCGGGAUGGCGACCGUGAUGCCGACCGACCAGCGAGGGACGACCGCGACCGCGAUUUUGAGGCCAAUGGCAGCAACGGCGACGUUGGCAAGGAGGAGGCGCGAGAGGAAGAGGCUCCUCCAGCCGCGCAUGAUGAUUUGGACACCGCCGAGUAAGGGCAAGGCUGACUUAGUGCACCAGCUCUCGCUAUCCGGCUGCGUGAUGCCUCAGCAUCUGGCAGCGGACCGUUGCAAUUCAUUUGAGACGGGAAGCGGAGAACGCAAACGCCGUACCAUCGACGACCGAGCCGGGCGCGCGAAAAGCAAAAGCAGCAAGACAGUGAACUGAGAGAGUGAUAUGGUAAAGUGUGAUACAAUUGACUGCUAUCGAGGCUGCUGCGGAGGUUCAACUUUAUUACACACAGGGACGGGCUAGCAUCGACCGGAUUAUCCUCGAAGCGAAUCGACCAGCUUGACUUGACGCCGUUUUCCUUCGAAGCGGAUCCUCGUACCUCGUCGUUAUUACCAUAUCGAGCGAACCCUGAUGCAACAGCAACCAGCGUACCUCCCGUCCUUCCCUCGUCCCUUUCGCUCACUCGUUCGUUCCCCCGUCCAUUCCCCGCCGUCCUCGCUCGCGCGAUCCGUUCCCGAUCGACCUGAGUCACCCAAUAUCAUGCUCGUCUGCGACUCCUGCGAUCCUGACUUGAGCGCCCGAUCCUGCAGUUCCUGGCCUGACAAGACUUCUAACAUGACAGCUGCUCGAACACGCACACAAGUGGUAAGCUAUGCAACUACUAACUGGUAAUGCGUACAUCUGAAUCAUGCAACACAUUACCAUGGUUAUGCGAAGACCGUACACAACGUGAGAUUGUUAUCGCGCUCAUACAGGGCAGUAAAUGAUAUUUGUAGAUUCAGUAUAAUUACUCAAUAUCCUCGGGCCUCUUUUGAGGACUCCUCGAGUUGUCGCUCCCAUGAAUUCCGCCUCUGUUUAACGGAUCUCCAGCCUCUGAGCUCAUGCUAUCUCGGCCUAUCGCGAAUUCGCUUCCUGUUUCUAUGCUGCUUUGUCGUUUUCUGGGCGCAUCGUUCUCAGCGGUCACCACAGCAUGUGCCUCCUUCCUGGCAUCGCGCCUCAUCUUGGAGUAUUUGAGCCAAUUGUAGCCUGCGAUGCUGGCAAUUGUCACAAUCAGGCCCGAUACAUUGAUCGGACUCAGUUCGUCGCCGAAAGUGAAACUAGCGGCGCUAAUGGUCAAGACCUCCUUGAAAAUGCCGCACACUGAUAAUGUCACAACAGAGGAGCGUUGCAACAGGGCGAACUCGGCAGCUACCAUCAUAAAAGCCAGACAACCUGGGAAAAGGAUAAUCAGCGAUCCCAAGAAAUAUCCUUUGGCCUGGGCUAGUUCCUGGAGACCUUGCAGUACCGCCGAAGCUCCUUCAAUCGGUAGUGCCAGCACGAAGAGCACAAGGAACAUGACAGGAGUGAGGAAGAAAAUUGACGAGAAUGGGUUACUCGUGGCUCGAUUCCGGAGCAGUAAGAUUUGGGUCAAACUCCACCGAAAACCUGAACAUAAGCUUGCAGUCAUCACGAGGAUGAAACCGAGAGCAUUGAAAGCUGCUUCGCCGGAUACCAUGAGUAUCACACCUAUGGUCAUGAGGCUUAUGAUGCCACAGAGUUUCCAGGUGGGUUUUUCGAGUCUGAAGACAAAGGCGAAGAGGAGCACGAAGGCUAGAACGCUGGAUUUGCACAUUGUGAAGAAUGUGAGCGAUAUGAAGCGGAGGGAAAAGUUCCCGAGUCCAAUGUCUAGGGCUGUUGCUGUUCCGCAGGGGGCGAUGCGAGAGAGGUAGAAGGUCUUUGUCAUCAAUGGCGGUGGUUUCUUCUUGGGAUAUUCGUCUUCCCCUCCCACUCUUUCAUAUUGAUGCUCUUCUUGUGGUGGUGGUGGUAUGACGUUUCCAUUCCUGUCUCGACCAGGUCUAAAGCGUGGAAAGAUGAUGAUGACCAAACACGCGAGCGAGAAUUGUACAAACAUGUGUAUCGAUGUGGUGAAGAGUGGGAAGUGGAAAUCGAGAUUCUCGGACGAGAACAUCCACUUGUUGUAGACGGAGAUGGAGAUACUGAAUGUGUACCAUAGGAGAAUGAGGAUUCCGUUGAUGAUCACAUUUCGUAUCAGAGCGGCUUUGGCUAUGCCCUUCUCUUCUGCGAGGAGGGCCUCGCCUGCUAUUCGAUUUGCCGGGUCCUGGUUUCGUCUCCGCUGUCGUCGCCGCCUCUUGCGCUCGCGUUGUGCUAAGCCGGUCUCUUCAUCAUCGUCGUCGUCGUCGUCUUCAUCGUCUGAGCGUGCGUCUUCGUUGGAGGAUCGGAUUGAGGAGAGUUCCAUGUCGGUACUCUGGUCCGACUCGGACAGGACUUUGGGCUCUGCCUCCAAGGUGGUUAUGGGAGGACGGCUGCUGGUCGCAGUGUGUUUUGAGGAUUGAGAGAAGAGCACAUUAGCACUCCGCUGGCGCGCGUGGCCCUGAGGGAGUGGCUCCAUUUCGUGUUCUGAGGAGCAUGAGAAGACCGGGAGUGGUACAGUUGUGUAUAUUAUUGACCGUUGCAGACGCGCU
Molecule: messenger RNA, 3188 nt
Organism: Sphaerulina musiva SO2202
Lineage: Eukaryota; Fungi; Ascomycota; Dothideomycetes; Mycosphaerellales; Mycosphaerellaceae
Product: RNA-binding domain-containing protein
Exons: 5
Coding region: 36-770 (244 amino acids)
Biological process (GO): mRNA splicing, via spliceosome
Cellular component (GO): nuclear speck
Molecular function (GO): RNA binding
Source: RefSeq, a predicted model, not a curated record